GGGCGGCGCUCGCCGCGUUUGGUUGUGGCGGCGGCUGGGCAGGGCCGGCGGGAGCGGCUGCCCGGCGCGGUGCCCCGGCCCGGGGUGAGCAUGGUGCCCUAGUGCUGGGGCUAUGUCGGAGGCGGCCCGGAGCCUCCUGCAGCGCUGGGGCGCCAGCUUCAGGAAGGGCACAGACUUCGACUCCUGGGGGCAGCUGGUGGAGGCGAUCGACGAGUACCAGAUAUUAGCAAGGCAUCUACAGAAGGAGGCACAGUCUCAGCACAACAACUCGGAAUUCACAGAAGAUCAAAAGAAAACCAUAGCUAAAAUUGCAACAUGCUUGGAACUGAGAAGUGCAGCUUUACAGUCCACCCAGUCACAGGAUGAAUUCAAGCUCGAGGAUCUGAAGAAGUUGGAACCAAUCUUAAAGAAUAUCCUCACUUACAAUAAGGAGUUCCCCUUUGAUGUUCAGCCUGUCCCACUCAGGAAGAUUUUAGCACCUGGAGAAGAGGAACACUUGGAGUUUGAGGAGGAUGAUGAAGAAGGAGGAGCUGGAGCAGGAUCUCCAGACUCUUUUCCUGUUAGAGUUCCAGGUACUUUAUUACCCAGAUUGCCAUCUGAACCCGGGAUGACAUUACUCACCAUAAACAUAGAGAAAAUCGGUCUGAAAGAUGCCGGGCAGUGCAUUGAUCCUUACAUCACAGUCAGUGUGAAGGAUUUGAAUGGGAUAGAUCUGACUCCUGUGCAAGACACUCCUGUGGCUGUGAGGAAGGAGGACAUGUAUGUCCAUUUUAACGUGGACAUUGAGAUUCAGAAACACAUUGAAAGACUAACAAAAGGUGCAGCUAUUUUCUUUGAAUUCAAACACUACAAGCCUAAGAAAAGGUUUACCAGCACCAAGUGCUUUGCUUUCAUGGAGAUGGAUGAAAUUAAACCUGGGGCAAUUGUUAUAGAACUGUACAAAAAACCCACUGACUUUAAAAGGAAGAAACUGCAACUGUUGACCAAGAAACCACUUUACCUUCACCUCCAUCAAACACUGCACAAGGAAUGACCCGCCCUAGUUGUGAGACUUCUGUGAACUGCACCACCGGUCGCGGUAGCUAUGUGUAGUAGCCUUCGCAGGGCAGGAGAACGACUAAUCAUGCCAGUAGGUCAGAAGGGACCAUCACACACUGCACAGUACUACUUCAGGGUCAGGGGCAAGCCACCGUUCCAGUGCAAGAUUAGUUUCUCAGUAUCUUCCAGAUCCAGGUUUUUCUGAGAGCCCUGAAAUAUUUGACUGCUUUUCCUAAUUUUUGCUGUUCAUCACUUUUUAUCUUAACCGUUAUCCUUUUGCCUCAAACUCCACCUAAGGAUGGAGACUGCCCCUUUGCCAAACCUGUAGCAAUAAAGAUGUGGCAGGCCUACUAACUGUUUACACUUGCUGUGCUAUUGUAGUUCCUCUCAUCUGCUUUUUGGAGUCCUCUGUAGCAGGCUGGGUGGGAGAAGACCAAGAGAAAGGUGAGGUGGGGUGGGAAAAGGAGGCUGAGGUUCUGCAUGUGGUUAAAGAUGAGAGAGAGGAGGAUGCUGGUUCAAGUGGGGUGGCCACAGCAGAGCUCCAGAGGCAGUGGUUCUGCUUUGGUCAGGCCAGGAGGGCAACUGCAGAUGAGAACAAACAACUGCAAUUGAACAGCCUUGCCUGAUCCACUCAUGCUGAGCUCUGGCUACCUGUUACAGUCCUUUAAUUCACUGUUACUCUCUCAUAGAGCUGAUUUUUCUGUAUCUUGUCACAGACUUUCAAAGGUGGUGGGGGAUGGAGAGAGGCGGUCACCAGUUCAGUGCCAGCAGCAGCUUUUGGUACAGGUCUGGCUGGCAGGUGGUCCCACCUUUGACAUGAAACUGCUGUUCCUGGGGAACUGUAUGCAGUUUUCUGCAAGUCUGGAACCUUCACUCUAAAAAUUACCUUUUUAUGGAAGUAAACAGGAUUAUCAUUUAUUUUCUAUAUUUUGGAUUUGGUGUGUAAUAAGCUGCAGGACAUUGGCUUAUUAUGACACGCUUGCAUUCAGUUUUUGACCUAAUAAAGGGACAGAAGUAGAACCCAGUCAAAUCUUUCCUAUAUUUGCAUGGGUAUUUAAUACAAUAAGGUUUGAAAUACGUCUUGCAUAUCUAACUAGUGCCUAAAUACUCUGCUGUGCUAACUAAAGACCCAGCCCCCAGAAUAGUGCCCAUUAUUGGGUUUAUUUUCAAGUUUGAAUGCAGCUGCAUUGCCAGUUCCUCUUUUCUGUCCUGUAAUCCUGAGAUGUUACAUGAUGCUUUAAUGAAAGGAUGUUACUUUGCCUUGUGGUAUUUGUCUGGCUGCAGGCAAGUGUUCAGCAGUUUUGCCUUUACCCUGUGGAUUAGGAUAAAAAGCUAUUUUUUGAAUGUCCUAAUCUUGCCUUCCCCCUGUUCUGGUAGAACUAGGGCUGAUGUUAGUUAGGUGUGAUGACACAAGUCAGCAACACUUCCUCAAAUUCCACUACUGGCUGGAAGGGGGAAAAAAGUGCAAUUGAAUUUUCCUGUUUACAGGUCUUUUACAAUAUCCCAGUGGUGUUACAUCAGAUACAUUGAAUAUCAAGCCCUGAAAUGCUAUCGCUCCGAGUUAUGGAAGUACCUCUGAGUGCAGGGUUCUGGAUACUGGACAAAAAGAGGAUAACUACAUUCCUAAAAAAAUAAAAUCAUCCUUUGAAUCCUGCAAAAAGAUGGAGAGCAGCAUUGGGCUGUGGUGGCAAAAAAAUCCCAGCUUGAUCAGCAGCUGGGUUACCUGAAGUGUUCCCUGGUUUUGGGUCUCUCUGACCUUCGAAGAAGCUGCAGCAUGGAGUGUCCCUGCAGCAUAUUCAGGCCAUCUUCUCAGCCAGGGAUGAUGCUGGGGCUCCAUCCAGCUCUGCUGUCCUCCAUGUCUGCUGGUGCUGCUCAUGGCCGGCUGGGCCUGUGUCCCCAUGAGCCACAGUCGCACCUGGGGUAGGCAAGGGAGGGGACACUGAACAUCACCCAGCUUGGUCCUGGGCAAGGAGCAAUCCUGGACUCAGAGAAGCCACCUCUUCAACAUGGAUGUUGAUCCACACACGUGUUGACAGCCACCACAGAAACAGAACACUUGCGCCUGAACUGCAAACCCCUUGUUCCAGCUGCUCACCUCUUCCCAGCUUGUAGAUGUAUGUAUUAACUCCUGUUAUAGCAAAUGGCAACUCUGAACUAUUUUUGUUAAAUACACAAGUAGAGCUUUGUAUUUAACUGAUUGUGAACCGAUGGCUGUAGAGUGUGAAAUACCAUUUUUAAAGUUGCUUCUGUC
Messenger RNA from Melopsittacus undulatus (budgerigar), 3289 nucleotides. It is a transcript of the gene AIDA, whose product is annotated as axin interactor, dorsalization associated. Gene Ontology annotation, biological process: determination of ventral identity. Gene Ontology annotation, cellular component: membrane. The transcript has 10 exons. The coding region runs from base 113 to 1033 and encodes 306 amino acids. Gene Ontology annotation, molecular function: phosphatidylinositol binding. Lineage: Eukaryota; Metazoa; Chordata; Aves; Psittaciformes; Psittaculidae. The record is from RefSeq and is a predicted model, not a curated record.